Gasterosteus aculeatus aculeatus (three-spined stickleback) is the source of this 6095-nucleotide messenger RNA. NCBI's taxonomy places the organism in Eukaryota, Metazoa, Chordata, Actinopteri, Perciformes, Gasterosteidae. The record is from RefSeq and is a predicted model, not a curated record.
GGGGGGGGGGGGUGGGGCGUCUCCAUCUCGCGCACGCGUCACCGCGCGCCUCUAAUCCGCACCAGCGGCCGGGUCGUUUCCCGCGCUUAGGCAGUCAUCAAAGGGAAUAUUUCACCUCCUGCUCCUCUGGCACCGCUCUCCACUAACGUAAAGAAGCGGGAGGAAGCUACGAAGACCAUGAAACAUGUACAACAAACCGUCUGGGCCUUAAACUUUCGUUAUGGGAUGAAAGGCAGCAGGAGAAAGCCGCACACCUCCUCUCCACAUGAGGGCACUGUGCGCACAUCCACCGGUCCUGCUGACGGAAAAACUAUUUUGCUGAGUUGAAUCAUUACCGUUGUAUAGAUUCAUGCCUAACUCUACAUAUUUUUACACAUCGGAGGUGUCCAUGUAUGGAUUUGAUUCCAUUGUGAUCCAGAGUAAAUCCUAAAUUAAAUCCUCGCUUUGAGAGAGGCGGCAGGCUGGAGGAGGAUGAUGUGGCGAGGUUGUCGUAUCGGGGCUGAGCAGGAGCUGCUCAGGUAAUUACAGGCAGGGAGGUGUGAUGAUAAAAUCCCCGCAUGCUUAUAAAACAUGUUUUUAAUCAGCAUCACCUGAUCAGUUUUCGCCGAGUGAACCUGGAGUUCUCUGGUGUGCAGGUUAGUACUCACUACCUUUAAUGCCCGGAUGUCCCACCCUUCCAUAAAUCAGUGUCCAUUAGCCUCAGACCCCCUUUGAGCAAAGCCCUCACUCUCUACGCUGGUGAUUAAUACCCACUGUUCUCUGGCUUGUGUUUGCCUUGAUCACUUUGCUUCCUUUUCCUUUCCCUAUUUCCUCUCCCCUACUCUCUUCCUCCUGUCCUCUGUGGUUAAACGCAACCCGCCCUGCCGCUGCUCCGUCUCCCCCCGCCUAACACCCGUAGCGCUCGCCCGACGUGUGUCGCCUGAGGGAACGCUGUGCCAGGACCAAACGAGAACUGGCCACCAGGCUGUCUGGCAAGCACAACUAUGACAUCAAGGUUCAGCAGCUCAUGAAGGCGGCGAGGAGCGGGACGAAGGAUGGGCUGGAAAAGACCAAGAUAGCCGUCAUGCGCAAAGUUUCCUUCCUGCAGAGAAAAGAUCAAUUGGAGGAGGAGGAUGAUGCAGGGUACCUGGAUGUGGCCAUGUCAGAAAUGAAGCAUCCUCCUCCCCAGCUGAGCCCCAUGCCGGAGGGGCUGACCAACCACCAGGUCGUCAGACGCCACAUCCUCGGCUCCAUCAUUCAGAGCGAGCGGAGCUACCUGGAAUCUCUCCGGAGAAUCGGGCAGGAAUACCAGAGGCCGCUGAUGGAGGCCGAUCCACGCAUCUUGAGCCCGAGGAAGCUGCGGCCUAUUUUUUACAGAAUGAGGGAGAUCACUCAGUGCCACUCCAUGUUUCAGAUUGCGCUGGCGUCGCGCGUGGCUGAGUGGGACAGCAGCGAGAAAAUCGGAGACUUAUUUGUUGCCUCGUUUUCCAAAUCCAUGGUGCUGGAUGUUUACAGCGACUACGUGAACAACUUCACCAAUGCCAUGGCGCUGAUUAAGAAGGCGUGCCUGUCCAAACCCGCGUUCCUGGAGUUCUUAAAGAAGAAGCAAGCGACCAGUGUGGACCGGAUCACUCUCUACGGCCUGAUGGUUAAGCCCAUUCAGCGAUUCCCUCAGUUCAUAUUGCUCCUGCAGGACAUGCUGAAGAACACGCCGAAGGGCCACGUGGACCGCCUGCCGCUGCAGCUCGCCCUCACCGAGCUGGAGACGCUGGCCGAGAAGCUCAACGAACAGAAGCGGGUGGCCGACCAGAUCGCCGAGACCCGGCAGCUCGCCCGCAGCGUCAGCGACCGCCUGCUCAGCAAGCAACUGAACUCGGAGCAGGGGUCGCUGGUGCUUUGUGAGACGCUCAUUGAGACGGUGUACGGCGAGAGGGGACAAGUCCUGAAGUCGAAGGAGAGAAAGGUCUUCCUCUUUGAUGAUGUGCUCGUCUGCGCCAACAUAAAUGUCAAGGGGCCUCCGGACGUCAGCAGCCUGGUCCCCGUCGGCCCCAAGUACACCAUGAAGUGGAGCGCCCCCUUGCAGCAGGUGCAAGUGGUGGAGGUGGGCCAGGAGGUCUCCCAAAGCCAAGACGCCCUCUUCCAACAGAGCGGGGCCAAGCGAGCCGGCCCCCCAGGCAAGGCGUUCCUCGGCCCCCCCCGGCUCUACCAGGAGCUGCAGGAGCUUCAGCAUGACCUUUCCGUCGUGGAGGAGGUCACCCUCCUCGUGGGCACUCUGCAGGGGACGUACCAGAACCUGAACACCACUGUGGCCCAGGACUGGUGUCUGGCUCUGCAGAGGCUCAUCCGCAUGAAGGAAGAGCAGAUCCAGAGCGCCAACAAAUGUCGCCUACGCCUGCAGGUACCCGGCAGACCAGACAAGUCCGGGCGUCCCGUCAGUUUCAUGGUGGUCCUCAACACCCCCAGCCCCGUCAGCAAGAUCUCCUGGGUCAACCGUCUGCACUUGGCCAAGAUCGCACAACGGGAGGAGAACUCGCCCGGGUGGGUGUGUGGACAGGACGAAGGGAAGAGCAUCGCCCCGUUCUGGUGUCCGCUGCUCGCCUGUCACAUGCCCGUCUUUGCCACAAAGUCCCCGGACCGAAAGCUUGAAGCUGCCCUCCACAACCCGGUUCACUGUGCGCUGUUGGGCUUCUCCGCAGCGAGCACCUCCUUACCUCAAGGCUACUUUUGGGUGGCCGGCGGAGACGGCGCGCACGGACAGAUCGAGAUAUUUUCCCUCAACAGACCCACGCCGAGGACGGUCAAGAGCCUGCCGGUCGACGCCGCCGUCCGCUGUCUGGAAUACGUGCCGGAACCUUCUCCGUCUGAGGAAGCGGAGGCCGGAGUCCACAAGGCCUCCGGGGUCGGCGCCAGCAUUUGCGUUGGGUUGGACGACGGGCGCGUGCUGGUGUACGGCAGCGUGGACACGGCGGCGCAGUGCCUGCUGACCCUCGCCGCCGCCGAGGGCUCCCCCGUGCUGUGCCUCAAGCACUCCGCCCGCUUCCUGUUCGCCGGCCUGCGCAGCGGCGCCCUGAUGGUCUACGGGAGGAAAGAGGACGAUGCUCUGUGGGACCCGGACUCGUGCAGAUGUGUAAAACUGGGCUCGCAACCGGUGCGGACUCUGCUGGUGUUGGACGACUCGGUGUGGGCGAGCUGCGGGAACUCGGUGACCGUGGUGGACGUCUCCAGUCUCAGCACCCAGACGUUUGAGGUCCACCCUGACCCAAUGAUCAGCGUCGCGCACACGGCGUGCGCCGGCGGGGGGGUGUGGAUGGCGUUCUCCGAGGGUUCCUCCAUCCGUCUCUUUCAUACCGAAACGCUGGAGCUUCUGCAGGAGAUCAACGUGUCGACGCGUUCGACGCUGCUGAACACGGGUCAAAAGAGCGUGCGGGUCACCAGUCUCCUGAUCUGCCAGGGGCUGUUGUGGGUGGGCACGCCCCAGGGCUUAAUCAUCACCCUGCCGGUUCCCAAACUCGAGGGCAUCCCCAAAAUAACAGGGAAGGGAAUGGUGUCUCUCAACGCCCACCGCGGGCCGGUGGACUUCCUGGCGGCCACCAGCGGCACCCUGUCCCCCGAGCUGCUGAAGAGGGAUUCGGUCGCGGACGGUCCGGACUCGGCCUUCGGCGGCGACGCCUCCUCCCAGGAGUCCCUGCAGCAUUGCUACCAGGGGGAGGGACGGGGCAAAGGGCGCGGCGUCCUGCUGCAGUACAAGCUGCGCUCCACCUCGGGACUCCCCGGGCAGCCGCUGACGGCGGCGGGGGGCGACGCGGCGGCGUCCGACUCCUCCCUGGAGUCCCUGGAGCACAGCGUGGAGGACGGCUCCAUCUACGAGCUCAGCGACGACCCCGAGAUGUGGGUGCGGGGGCGUCCCUGCGAGAGGGACGGGGGACGCAGGGACAGGGUGGUCUCGGCGGCGGUCAUCUCCGGGGGGAAGGGCUUCCGCAGACUGAAGGAAGGAGCCGCAGCAGCAGGCGCCCCGAGCGGCGGGGAGGGUUUGGAGAACGUCCUCAUGGUGUGGCAGCUCCCGCUGACAGUGUGAGGACGCACGGCGGGGCGGCGGGGCGGCGGCGGCGGCGGGUUAACGGAACGCAGGCGACGACCCCCCGUCCCCCCGUUCCACACGUACAGAGGGUUUGAGUGAAGGCGCUGACGUAGGAAAGACGGCGUCUCGGCGGAGGUGUGAUCUUUUUGAUCCUCUUCCUCCUUUUCGGAUGGAGACUCCUCAAUCGACGCUCGCCGGUGCGGGGCGGCGGGGGGGACGGGGCCUUUUGUUGAGUCCGCUGCGCUAGACUCUGCCAGCUCGUCUCUCGUCCCGGACGAUGUGAACGUCAGAGACCUUCCUCUGUGUGAAAAAGGAUUUCUUUCCCGUCCGGGUGCAGCUGUGGCAGAAGUGAUUUUUGGUCACAGUGAAUGAGUUGCUUCAGGGAGGCGAGUCAUGGUGCUGCCUGCUGCCUGCGUUUGUUUCACAUGAUCCAUAUUUGCACAGAUGCAUUUGGGUAACAGCCACGUUCCGCAGUGGGGUUCGUCACACAACACACGCAAACCUCGGCUACACAAAAGACAAACUCUACAAUUCCACGAUGAAAUAAAAAAAGGCUGCUUUUAUGUGGACAGACACACCGACGCAUCUACAUCAGCCAGAAGAUAUGAGAAGAUCAACUGGGUCCCAUCGGCACUCAUGCUAAUAUUACUUGGAUUUAAAUGGAAAUAUUAAUGUUAAUGAUAAAAAUAGGAGGUUUCAUGUAAAUAAAUCUGGUCUCCAUUGGGGAAAGAUAAGAUGGUCUUUAACCCGACCGGCCUCUAAAACCGCUCUAACCACUUUUAAUGACUUAAAAACGUAUCGUUGCUUCUUCUUACUGAUAAAAUAAAGUCGGGUCAGUGAAACGCAGCCACAGGAUCACGUUGGAUUGGAGCUGUAAGCAGAAGCAGCCAGAGGCCCCGUGUGGAGUAUUCUGUUCCCUUUAGGACUUUUUAUGUUUAAAUUGCUGGUAGCAAAGGGUUGUGGACGUGGACCAUUGACACGGCGUGCGUACAGCGCGUGUAUUUCACAGCGAGCGGGGAGGCGUAGCAAGUAGCCGAGUACGAAGACCUUUUGUGUAUUCUCAAUAAACAGAGUGAUGGCGAAGGUUAGCGUACAUCCUCGUUCUCCAUCGCCGUCUCUAUUUAGCACAUCCACCGCGCGUUACAUCUCAUCUCACUCUUCCACGCGGAUGAAGCCAGAAUAUUCAUUGCGUUGUGUAAGUCCCCGAGGCACAUCGAGGUUUAUCUUCCCCCUUUUCUUCUCCUCGCCGCUGCAGCAUCUCAACACCGGCCAGAUCGUGGUGAACUCGUCUCAAUGUGAUGUCAGAAAAUGUAAACUCUUCCGAUGCUGCUGGAGCCACAAUGAAGCCGUCACUAGUGGGUCCGACUUGUAUGAGGAGCGCGUCCACCUGUCAAAGAUGACCCGCCUCUAAUCUACAGCGUCGUGCCAUUUGGGGGACGUUGACUCAUACAUUUGAAUGUGUACAGGUGUCCAUGCACCCAAUGUGAUUACUCUUAAAUGAGCGUACCGUGCUACUAAUUUAACCUGCAGACUGUAACAGACUGUAACACUGCAGAGUGUAACAGACUGACACAGAACCUCGUUUAAUGGAAACUCAAAUGUUAUUUUUAGGUUUGGCCAUCAGUUUUGGUAACACCUAUCUCAUAAUAAUAAUAAUCAUAUUAAUAAUAAUUAAAAAACCUGAGAGCUUUGAAUGCAAGAGAAGGAACAAAAACAGUCACAUGACCACGCUGUCAUUUGCAAACAUCUUGGACAUCUGGGCUUUUUUAUGGAAGAAAUAAAAACCCAGGAAUGCAUCUUAUUUGUCUCGGUUUGCAGAGAGCCUGUGGCCAUCGGACACCCUUUUGUUAACGUCCCGGAGCGGUGACCGAAAUGACGGCCAAACCCACGAAAGUACGGUUACAUGAGACAAUUCAGUAACAGGAAUGACAGUAUUACGCUCACAGGCGCGAGGAACCGUCGCUCACUUCCACCCCGCUCAGUUCUUGUGAGGUGUCUAACAAGCUCAUGCUGAAUUAAAAAAGAUAUUUAAACCAGA